Molecule: messenger RNA, 722 nt
Organism: Eucalyptus grandis
Lineage: Eukaryota; Viridiplantae; Streptophyta; Magnoliopsida; Myrtales; Myrtaceae
Product: succinate dehydrogenase assembly factor 4, mitochondrial
Exons: 1
Coding region: 229-621 (130 amino acids)
Biological process (GO): mitochondrial respiratory chain complex II assembly
Cellular component (GO): mitochondrion
Source: RefSeq, a predicted model, not a curated record
AUUUGGGUACUGCGUGGCACCAAAAUCGAAUUGCGAUUCCAGCACGUCCACGUCGCUGACACGUGGGCUGCCGAACGACGCUGCCCCGAGAGGGAAACGGCGAGUCGUCGCGCGUCCCCUCCUCCUUUCUUCAAGCUCCGUGCGUCGUUUUUGGGUAUAAUUUCUCUCUCUGCUCGAACUUCAUCUUCCUCACCCGAGAGAGAAAGUCCGUCCUUGCUUUGGAUCGCGAUGGCCAUCGUCAAUCUGGGCCGCCGACUCUCCGCCUCCCUCGCGGAUCUCUCCGCCCCGAAGCUGGCCCUCGCGCGCGCCGUACCCGAGCCGCCGGCCCGCUCCGUCGCCGGCUCCGCGGCGGCCCGGCUGUUCGGCUCGUCGACGGAGCAACCGCCCCGAGGAGGAGGAAACAACCCUAGCGGGAGGGGGCAGCCGCGGGAGGACGCGGCGAAGGGGAUCCGGCAGCAACAGGAAGAGGAAGAACCGCGCGGAGAAGGAGAAGAAGAAGAAGAAGAAGAAGACGACGACGGGUACAUGAACAGGAAGACGGGCGAGAUCGGUGGGCCCAGGGGCCCCGAACCGACCCGCUACGGCGAUUGGGAGCGAAACGGUCGCUGCUCCGAUUUCUGAGAUUCCCCCCUUUUUGUUUCCGGUAGGGUUAUCUGUCUCGUUGUUCUUGUUUUCCCCCCGGUUUUAAUGAUCGAUGGAUUUGUGCUGCGAUUUCGUCGAAA